Gambusia affinis (western mosquitofish) is the source of this 870-nucleotide messenger RNA. It is a transcript of the gene xtbd1, whose product is annotated as CDKN2A interacting protein N-terminal like. Bases 72 to 398 code for a protein of 108 amino acids. The record is from RefSeq and is a predicted model, not a curated record. NCBI's taxonomy places the organism in Eukaryota, Metazoa, Chordata, Actinopteri, Cyprinodontiformes, Poeciliidae. The transcript has 3 exons.
UUCCACCACCACAGUGCGGCGCUGCAGGGGGAAAUACGUCACCGGAAGUUGCGUUCUCGUAAACGAGAAAGAUGUCUGCACUCGAUGUCCAGGAUUUUAUCCAGCAGAACCGGGCCACGGCCCAGCAGGUGGAGACGUUUCGGGGUUACUGGGAGAGCGACAAGCACUGGGAUGCGCGGAGGGAGUUCAUCCUGCGGAACAUGAGCGACUUUGAGGCGGAUCGGCUGGACCAUCUGCUGUCCCUGUCUAUGGUGUGGGCCAACAACGUCUUCAUGGGCUGCCGCUACAGCGCGGCGCUGCUGGAAAAAGUGAAGGAAAUGGCCGACGGCAUCGUGGUGGAGGACGCGCCCGUUUUCAAGACCAGAGAUGAAAUCAUUAAAAGUCAGCAGGGCCGAUGACCAGAACCGGACCCGUCGGUUCAGAACCGGAAAAGCUGAAAUGUUUACUAACAUGGACCAAGUUUUUAUGGUUUUACAAUUUAAAAAAAAAAAAAAUCAUGUAAAGAAACGGCUGUAUUUUCAGGGUAUGGGAGCAUCUCAUUGCAUAACUUUUUAUCGACUUUACUAGGAACGCACUGAUAUGAAGAUUUGUUGUGAUAUUUAAUACUGUCGGCCGAUAAUCAAUAUUAUAUACAUUUCUCAACCGUUUUGACACCUUUGGUGUAAAUAAGAACAAAUACUGGUUAAUAUCAGCCUGGUUUUAUUUACCAAGCGUAUCGAUAUGUUAAAUUAGUAAUAUCGGCCAAUGCCGAUAUAUGAUGCAUCACUAGAUUUUACUACAUUCAGUUGUUAUACAUAAAUAUGUACAUUUACAGUGAAACUGCAUGUUUUAACAUGUUUUAUAGCAGAAUAAAGAACCUUGUUUUUUUAA